This is a messenger RNA of Dendrobium catenatum, 1957 nucleotides long. RefSeq names its product SRSF protein kinase 2. Gene Ontology annotation, molecular function: ATP binding; protein kinase activity. Gene Ontology annotation, biological process: protein phosphorylation; spliceosomal complex assembly; regulation of mRNA processing. Lineage: Eukaryota; Viridiplantae; Streptophyta; Magnoliopsida; Asparagales; Orchidaceae. The record is from RefSeq and is a predicted model, not a curated record. The transcript is spliced from 4 exons. Bases 134 to 1459 code for a protein of 441 amino acids.
ACUCGUGUUAGUACGAAGUUCCUUCUACAUUCCGGAGCCAAGCCUACGACAGAAGACAUCGACCGUCUUCGUCGAUUCAUGCCGUUCUUCCCGUUCGUCGGGGAGAACGAGAGCGAGCAAGGAAGAUAGAGAGAUGUCGUGUUCUUCUUCAUCGGGUUCGGAGGAGGACGAGGGUGCCGAGGCGUACAGGAAGGGGGGUUACCAUGCCGUGAGGCCGGGAGAUCCCUUCGACGGAGGGAGGUACAUCGCACAAAGAAAGCUCGGAUGGGGAAACUUCUCCACCGUAUGGCUCGCCUACGAUACGAAAUAUGAGAAAUUCGUUGCUCUCAAAAUUCAAAAAAGUGCUGCAGAGUUUGCACAAGCUGCUGUCCAUGAGAUUGAGGUUUUAUCGGCAAUUGCUAAGGGAGAUCCCUCAAAUAGCAAGUGUGUUGUCCAAUUAUUUGACAAUUUUAAGCAUGCUGGUCCAAAUGGGCAACAUCCAUGCAUGGUAUUUGAAAAUCUUGGAGAUAGUCUACUUCGACUAAUCCGUUAUAAUCGAUAUAAAGGAAUUGGACUAAACAAUGUAAAAGAUGUGUGUAGAUCCAUCUUAUUGGGCCUUGAUUACUUGCACAGGGAACUUGGUCUUAUUCACACGGACUUGAAACCAGAAAAUAUUCUUCUUGUUUCUACCAUCGAUCCUAUGAAAGAUCCGAUAAGGUCAGGUUCUGCUCCAAUCUUGGUGAGGCCAGAAGGUAACCCAAAAGCGACCUCCGUUGUUAAUAGCAGCGAGAAGAAGCUUAAGGAGAGAGCUAAGUGUGCGAGAGCAAGGAUAUCAAAAAGAAGAGCAUCAAUGGGAGGUUUUGAACAAGAGGUGGUUGUGCAACAGGAGAGGACUUUAGAGGGGAUUGAUCUAAAAUGCAAAAUUGUAGAUUUUGGUAAUGCUUGCUGGGUGGAUAAACAAAUUGCAAGCGAGAUUCAAACAAGGCAAUACAGAGCUCCUGAAGUUAUUCUCGGGGCCGGAUAUUUCUUUUCUGCUGAUAUAUGGUCUUUUGCUUGCAUUGCUUUUGAGCUUGCCACUGGUGAUGUUUUGUUUUCACCUAAGGCUGGCCAAGGGUUUACUGAAGAUGAGGAUCACUUGGCUCUGAUGAUGGAACUCCUUGGAAAGAUGCCCAAGAAGAUUGCUAUUUCAGGAUCUCGAUCAAAGGACUACUUUGAUAGACAUGGAGAUUUGAAAAGAAUCCGCAGGUUGAAGUUCUGGCCCAUUGAUAGGCUUCUGGUUGACAAAUAUAAAUUCUCCGAAUCUGACGCUCGGGAGUUUUUUGACUUCCUUGCGCCGCUUCUUGAUUUUACUCCGGAGAAGCGGCCAACAGCAGCGCAGUGCCUCCAACACCCAUGGCUUAAUAAAAGUGGUUCGAACACCAAUGCUGAAACCAAAGGUGUAGACAAGUUGGCGAUGGCGACGGGUAAACUUCAGUUGUAAGUGGGCAAAUUAUUAGGUCCGGACAUCCAAUAAAAACUUGCCACGUGGACUGCGCUUUACCAUUCCACGUGGCAAGUUUUUAUUGGAUGUCCGGACCUAGAAAUAGGUGCGGUGACUGGACCUAAUAAUUUGCCUUUUAAGUGAGCGGAUAAUGGGUUGGCGUUAUGGUCUUCUGAAUUCCUCCUUUCUAACACAAAAUAUUUCAUUACUUUUUCUCAUUACAAUAUGAUAUAUAGAUGGAAAAGUGUGGCUGGAAGAAGAAUAUUCGAGUAUCAAAUUAGAGAUAACAAUGACUGGGCUUUUAAAGGAUGACUUCCCAUCAGAGAAAAAAUCAUAUAUUUUCGGGUCUUUUGUGUAUCCUUUCUCCUCUUCUGUGCGAUUAUAUUCAAUUUUGAGCAGUGUUUGUGAUGAAAAUAUGAUACCCAAAGUAUUCUUUGUAUUACUGACUAUGUUGAUAAAUCAACAGCCACAAAGACAUCAAAUUCUUAUUGUUUUUUC